Molecule: messenger RNA, 269 nt
Organism: Staurois parvus
Lineage: Eukaryota; Metazoa; Chordata; Amphibia; Anura; Ranidae
Source: the annotation of a GenBank genome assembly
CUGCUGCUUAUUGAAAAGCCGCAGCUUAGUGAUGUCAGCCUGCAACAGGAAGUGCUGGUACUCCAAGGGCGGACUGACAACUCAUGGGGCCCCACCGGGCAAUAGGGGAUUAUGGGGCCCCUGUGUCCUUGCCCAAACUCAAAAAAGCCUAUGAAAAAGGUACCAGGGGCAUCUCAUGGGGCCCCCUACUGACCCCGGGCCCUCGGGCAGUGCCCGAGCUUCCAAAUGGUCAGUCUGCCCCUGAUACUUUGCCAUCUCAGUGCAAGGUA